Microplitis demolitor is the source of this 2316-nucleotide messenger RNA. It is a transcript of the gene Flo2, whose product is annotated as flotillin-2. Gene Ontology annotation, biological process: regulation of myoblast differentiation; protein localization to plasma membrane. Lineage: Eukaryota; Metazoa; Arthropoda; Insecta; Hymenoptera; Braconidae. Gene Ontology annotation, cellular component: plasma membrane. The record is from RefSeq and is a predicted model, not a curated record. The transcript is spliced from 8 exons. Bases 368 to 1642 code for a protein of 424 amino acids.
UCCCGCCAGCGCCAUAUUGAAUUUAAAAUACACAAACACAGAAUUUGUCAUGAUGUCCAUUGACUAGUGCGUUUGCUCGCGUAAAAUCUAAACUACACACGUCCACACAGUGCGAGUGUGUUGGUACUCACAUAAGUGUUGUGUCAACGCAUAAAAAAAAAGUAAAAUAAAAAGACAUAUUAUCUCAUCGCGGUUGUUAGCUCGCCGUCAUUGGAGCUAGUUAGUAUCAAUUGAAAUCAAAUAUAGUUUAUAAUUAAAGUAGUGUACAAAGUGUAUGUUUUCAAUAAAUUAACCGUGCCUCGAUUAUUCAAAUAUUGAACCUUCAGAGUUUAGAACCAGUUAAAUAGGAUUUACUUAAUAGAUAAUAAUGGGUAACUUUCAUACUUGCGGUCCAAACGAAGCUCUCGUAGUAUCAGGAGGAUGUUGUGGCUCGAUGAAAAAACGAACGAUCGUGGGAGGCUACGCUUUUUGCUGGUGGUUCGUAACGGAUGUUCAGCGUUUGUCCUUGGAGGUGAUGACUCUUAACCCAAUAUGUGAGAGCGUUGAAACAGCCCAGGGUGUGCCGCUGACCGUCACUGGGGUCGCUCAGUGCAAAAUAAUGAAAGCCGACGAGCUGUUACACACCGCCAGUGAACAGUUUCUGGGAAAAAGUACUCACGAAAUAAAGUCAACUAUUCUAUCAACUCUUGAGGGUCAUCUCCGAGCCAUCCUCGGUACACUGUCCGUCGAAGAAGUCUAUAAAGAUCGCGACCAGUUCGCUGCCCUGGUACGUGAAGUCGCAGCACCAGACGUCGGACGUAUGGGAAUUGAAAUAUUGUCCUUUACUAUAAAAGAUGUUUAUGACGACGUUCAAUAUUUAGCGUCACUUGGCAAGGCUCAAACGGCAGCUGUGAAACGUGAUGCUGACGUCGGUGUCGCUGAAGCGAACCGUGACGCCGGGAUUCGGGAAGCGGAGUGUGAAAAAACCGCAAUGGACACAAAAUAUAAUACGGAUUCAAAAAUAGAAGACAAUGCUCGUCUUUACCAGUUACAAAAAGCCAAUUUUGAUCAAGAAGUCAAUACAGCUAAAGCCGAGGCUCAACUUGCGUAUGAGCUACAAGCAGCUAAAAUAAAGCAGAAAAUAAGGAAUGAGGAAAUUCAAAUCGAGGUUGUUGAAAGACAUAAGAUGAUUGAAGUUGAAGAACAAGAAAUUCGUCGUAAGGAACACGAGCUGAAGAGUACGGUUCGAUUACCCGCUGAAGCUGAGCAUUAUAAAAUGACAACUGUUGCUGAAGGAAAGAGAACGCAAACUGUCGAAAAUGCCAAGGCGGAAGCUGAAAAAAUAAGAUUAAUUGGUGAGUCCGAAGCUAAAACACUAGACAUCAUUGGUACCGCGGAAGCUGAAAGGAUGCGUUUGAAAGCGCAAGUUUACAAAAAAUAUAACGAAGCUGCAAUAUUAAAUAUUGCUCUCAACGCUAUGCCUAAGAUUGCCGCUGAAGUAGCAGCUCCACUAGCAAGAACAGAGGAAAUUGUAUUGCUCGGCGGCAAUGACGGUGUAACUAAUGAGCUGACCCGUCUAGUUGGACAAGUACCCCCAGCAGUACAAGCACUUACUGGAGUCGACCUUUCAAAAGUUUUAGGGAAAAUUCCCGGGGCUAAAUAAUUCGAGCAGUCGAUAAUAAAGAUACCGAUUCAUCCAGCGGAUGUCACGCAUGGAAAAUAUUUUUUGUAACACAUGCAUAAAACAUAUGUUAUGCAUCACGGUGCGGUCGGUAAUAAAAAUACCGACUUAUUCAACAGACAUCGCGUAAGAAAAAUGUUAUUUUGAAAUACAUUUACGAAAAAUAUUUACCGCACAGACAACAGCGCCAUCCUACAAAAUCUCUGAGCAUUACUUACAAAAAUUAUUAUAUACACAAAUAUAUCUAGUGCGGUCUACAUUCAAAUGUUACAAUAAUACGUACCAACCUUCAGAUAUUUUAUUCGUACUAUUUCGCACUAGAUGUAUAAAACACUAUAUUGUAAAAUUUAAGAUUUGAAAAAAAUUGACCAAGCUUAUAUUGAUAUGCCAACUUUAAACAAUUGAAUAUUGGAUGCUGAGAAUUGUAAUUAAUAAAAAUAAAUUAGCUCUCUUCGAGCGAUUCAAAUCUUUUGUAAGCGGCAAUAUUUAAGAAAAACGUAUAUAUAUUUUGGAAUCCAUACGGAAAAAUUUUUUCGAUAGAUAGAUUAUCAUUAUUUAUAUGUAGUUAUUAUUUAUAAUUGUAACUGUACUUUUAAUUGAUCUGAAAGUAAUUAUAUAGAUGUGAAAAUAACUGGAUAUUUUUAAUAAAUGGAACA